Molecule: messenger RNA, 453 nt
Organism: Rotaria sp. Silwood2
Lineage: Eukaryota; Metazoa; Rotifera; Eurotatoria; Philodinida; Philodinidae
Source: the annotation of a GenBank genome assembly
AUGACUGAAGCAGGAAUACAAAUUCCUGAAGAUUAUGAUUAUCCUAUUUCAGAUCAUCUGAUUAUUUGGCUUGAUGCAUAUAUUGGUAGAUCUAACGAAUAUAAAAAAUUAAAACAGACUUUUACGAGUAAUAUGGAUCCACGAAGUCAAACUUGGACAAUGUUGACUGAUCCAGAUUAUGAUAACCUUCUUCAUGUUAAUACACCCACACCAGUUCAUUUUGCUGGGGUACCCUUUCUACUGUUGACCUUUGAUGAUCCAACUAGAUGUUAUGAAUCUUUCGAACAGAAUAAAGAUAAACUUAUCUAUUUUAUUACUUCUGGAAUUAUGGGCAAAGAAAUUGUACCAAAACUUAUUGCAAAUUAUGAACAAUUAUUUAAAGAUCCAAUCACUAGGAAGAUUUAUUAUUCAAUUUAUAUCUUCUGUGGAAAUACAAAAUAUCACAUGGAUUGA